Messenger RNA from Cicer arietinum (chickpea), 1225 nucleotides. The record is from RefSeq and is a predicted model, not a curated record. NCBI's taxonomy places the organism in Eukaryota, Viridiplantae, Streptophyta, Magnoliopsida, Fabales, Fabaceae.
CAAGUAACUGCUUAAGUUGAGAAAACUACGAAAACGAGUAAAUUACAGAAAACACAGGGUUGCUUCCUCCAUUUUUUCUCCAAUUUCGUGUAUUCAUCGUUCUAAUUCCCAAAAAGAAUUAGAGAAGAUGCCCUCAGCUCAAGAUCCAUUUUACGUUGUCAAAGAAGAGAUUCAAGAUUCUAUUGAUAGGUUGCAAUCUAAUUUUCACCAAUGGGAAAACACAUCUGAUACUGGGGAGCAUUUGCACCUUUCAAAGGAAGUUAUUGCUGCUUGUGGAAGUAUUGAGUGGCAGGUAGAUGAAUUGGACAAAGCAAUUUCUGUUGCAUCUAGAGAUCCUUCUUGGUAUGGCAUUGAUGAUGUGGAGAUUGAAAACCGGAGGAGGUGGACCAGCAAUGCUCGUACCCAGGUGCGCACAGUUAAGAAAACGGUGGAAUCUGGAAAGGGCUCCAAUACAACAAGUCAUGCAAGUAUAAAUGGGAUGCACAAGGAAUUAAUGAGGCUUCCUGAUUCUCAUCAAAGUACAUCCAACAAAUACACCGCUGGGGAUAAUGAUGAUUUUAUAGAAUCAGAAUCAGAUAGGCAGAUGCUUCUUAUAAAGAGGCAGGACGAGGAGUUGGAUGAGCUUAGUUUAAGUGUACAAAGAAUUGGAGGUGUUGGACUUACAAUACAUGAAGAACUCCUUGGGCAGGAAAAGAUUUUAGAUGAACUUGGCAACGAGAUGGACAGUACAUCCAAUCGUCUAGAUUUCGUUCAAGUGAAAAAGAGUGGCAAUGGUGAUGAAGAAGGCAAGUGUGAAGGGCCAGAUCAUGAUGAUAUUGGGUUUGCUAGCACUGUUCAUUUUCCUUUUUAUCUUGGUAUUCUUCACCUAGAUCAUUUCUGAAAAGGGAUCCAAGUUUGAGAAGAUAAAAGAUUAAUGGUACAUGUCUAUGCUCAAAUUGAAACCUCUUUGGUUUAUUGAAGACAGUAGAGAAUUUUGAUUGUGAUGAAAAGGGUAGCAAUGUGGUUAAAAGUAUCAUAAGAGAGGAUUUUGAUUUGAACAAGUUGUUUGAUCACAAAUAUGAUCUUUUAAUUAGUAUUAGUAUAAUCGUUUUUAAAAUGAUUUUUUCACUUGCAUGUAAAUGUAAUGUAAUGCUUGAUGGCUAUACCAUAAUAUCUUAUGAUCUCAUGCAAAAAUAACCUUAAUAACCCACCUCAGCACAUUAUAUAUUCUGUCACUCUUGCGGCA